CCUCCGCACGCUCAUGCCUCUUUGUGUCGUUGCUGUUGCUGUUGCCUGUUGGGUAUUAUAAAUAUAAAUUAUAUUACAAUAAUAUUGCGCAGUUGGUCGAGUCGAUCACACGUCGACCCGUCUACGUCUCGAGCAGUACACCGCGGUAGUGCUGUUCAUCAGUACAUCACCUUCUCUUCACAAACGCGUUGUUACGGCGUCACUGGUUCUGAUUCUCUUUGUGCUCCACACACAAACUAAUAAAUUAUAGUUAACGUUAUUGUCUACGGUACAACACUAACAUGAAGGUAGUCAUAGUUUUGGGAUUGGUGGCUUUUGCCAUCAGCACAGUUAGCUCAAUAAACUUAAAUGAAGUUAUUGAAGAAGAAUGGGGUUUAUUCAAAAUUCAAUUCAAUAAAUUAUAUGAAGAUAUUAAAGAAGAAACAUUCCGUAAAAAAGUGUAUUUAGAUAAUAAGUUGAAAAUUGCUAGACACAAUAAAUUAUACGAAACCGGUGAAGAAACAUAUGCAUUGGAAAUGAAUCAUUUUGGUGAUUUAAUGCAACACGAAUAUACUAAAAUGAUGAAUGGAUUUAAACCAAGUUUGGCUGGUGGUGAUAGCAAUUUCACUAACGAUGAAGCUGUGACAUUCUUGAAAUCUGAAAAUGUUGUUGUUCCAAAAUCAAUGGACUGGAGGAAGAAAGGAUAUGUAACUCCUGUCAAAAACCAAGGUCAAUGUGGAUCAUGCUGGUCUUUCAGUGCCACUGGAUCGUUGGAAGGACAACAUUUCCGUAAAACUGGUGUGCUAGUAUCUUUGAGUGAGCAAAACUUAAUUGAUUGCUCUCGUAAAUACGGUAACAAUGGUUGUGAAGGUGGUCUUAUGGAUCUUGCUUUCAAGUACAUCAAAUCUAACAAGGGACUUGAUACUGAAAAAUCUUACCCAUAUGAAGCCGAAGAUGACAAGUGCCGUUAUAAUCCCGAGAACUCUGGUGCCACUGACAAAGGUUUUGUUGAUAUACCUGAAGGUGAUGAAGAAGCCCUCAUGCAUGCUUUGGCUACUGUAGGACCAGUCUCUAUUGCUAUUGAUGCUUCAUCAGAGAAAUUCCAGUUCUACAAAAAGGGUGUGUUUUACAAUCCCCGUUGUAGUUCCACAGAACUGGACCAUGGUGUGCUUGCUGUUGGUUUUGGCACUGACAAGAAAGGAGGUGACUACUGGAUUGUUAAAAAUUCAUGGGGCAAGACUUGGGGAGACCAAGGGUAUAUAAUGAUGGCACGUAACAAGAAAAACAACUGUGGUGUUGCAUCCAGUGCCAGUUAUCCUUUGGUCUAAAUGUUUGUAAUUUGAAAUUAUUAAUUGUAUUCUUUUUUUUUAAACAUAUUUCUCAAUAUUUUUUAUAAUGGCAUUUUUAAUGUUACACUUAAUUAAUUUAUAAGAAUAUAUCGACUUCUAAAACAAAUUUUAAUAUGAUUUAUUUACAUUUUAAGUAUUUUUUUUUUAUUAAUUUGAUUUUUCUAUCAAAUAUCAGUAUCUUUGUUCCAUCAUUACUUUUAAAAAAUGUCUGGAUAACAAAAGCAAGACAAAUCAAAAACUAAUCAUUAUUUUUUCUUGUAAAAAAAAAAAAAAACAAACUUCAAAAAUAUUAAUAAUUCCUAAUUACUUGACUUCUAUAAUACACAUUGAAUAAUAUAACAGUUUUUAAAAUUAAAACAUAUUUUUAAUAUAAUAUUUACAUUAGUUAAUUAAGUUAGAAUAAUAUAUGAAAAUAAUAGUAUUAUCAUUGUGUCAUUUAUAGUUAAUUUAAAAUUGUCAAAGACUAGAUAUUAAUAAUAUUUAAGGUUAGGUUAAAAUAAUUUUGUUAUGCAUUGUAUGUAUAUCAAAAUGUUUUCUUUUAUGUCAUAUAUGUAAGGAAUAAAACCUAAGUUUAGUUUGUGAUUAUGAUAAAAAUUGUCAUACAACCAAUUGUGGUAAAAAUAUAUUAUUUUUGACAAGA
Molecule: messenger RNA, 1968 nt
Organism: Metopolophium dirhodum (rose-grain aphid)
Lineage: Eukaryota; Metazoa; Arthropoda; Insecta; Hemiptera; Aphididae
Product: procathepsin L
Exons: 6
Coding region: 282-1307 (341 amino acids)
Biological process (GO): immune response
Cellular component (GO): lysosome
Molecular function (GO): cysteine-type endopeptidase activity
Source: RefSeq, a predicted model, not a curated record